AUGCUCUCCAGUUCCUCGUACAAGUCCCACUGCAUGGUAUUGAUGAUUGGUGAGGAAGCCGCCGAGUGGGUUUGUUGGUGGAGAGAGACCAAAGAAAGUAAUGACAUGCUGAAUCUUGCUGUUAGUGCCACUUCACAAAAGGUGGGAGGUGAUAUGAUAAAUGUUCUGUAUGUUGGCAAUCGCAUGAGGUUAAGUCGUAACAAGUGUCAUUCUCCUCACUCAAGUGAUGGGGCUCUUGCAGAUAUGUACUGUGUUGCGGGUGCAGGAAGUCUUGCCGGGGAUUUAGGGAACGAAAAAAAAGAAAUAGUUAAACUUGAUCCGCAUCAUGAAAUUGCAGCUUUCUCGGAAAACUAUCCAACACGAAAACAAUGGCAUGGACCCCUCGAGAACACUGAACCCAAUUUCAGCAAGACGUUUAAACUUAAACUUGAUCCGAACCGUGAAAUUGCAGCUUUCUCUGAAAACCAUCCAACACCAAAACAAUGGCAUGGACCACUCGAGAACACUGAACCCAGUUUCAGCAAGGGGCAUUUGGAGCAAAGUGAUGGUAAAAGGUACGAGACAGAUUUGCUGCUGAGCCCAAGGAAGAAUGCUGCAAUUGAGGUGCUCUUCAAAGAGUAUGAAAGACUAAUACUGCGGAAUAAUCUGAAGCAAGAAAAGAGGGAAGGUGGAAUUCUAAGGGAUUCUGGGGUUAAUCGCACGUGUGCUGAUCCCAGGGGCCAGACCAUUGUUUUGCCUUCUGAGUUGCUUCCAGAGGUAGGGACUAGGGAGAUUGCUAACAUAGAGAUAUUAAGGGCUGUAAUUACUUCAGAAUUGCUUGAAUAA
Messenger RNA from Dovyalis caffra, 825 nucleotides. The record is from the annotation of a GenBank genome assembly. NCBI's taxonomy places the organism in Eukaryota, Viridiplantae, Streptophyta, Magnoliopsida, Malpighiales, Salicaceae.